This is a messenger RNA of Phycodurus eques (leafy seadragon), 4933 nucleotides long. RefSeq names its product calcium/calmodulin-dependent protein kinase 1Db (gene camk1db). Gene Ontology annotation, cellular component: cytoplasm; intracellular anatomical structure. The transcript is spliced from 10 exons. Gene Ontology annotation, biological process: peptidyl-serine phosphorylation. Bases 1829 to 2962 code for a protein of 377 amino acids. Gene Ontology annotation, molecular function: ATP binding; calcium/calmodulin-dependent protein kinase activity; calmodulin binding. Lineage: Eukaryota; Metazoa; Chordata; Actinopteri; Syngnathiformes; Syngnathidae. The record is from RefSeq and is a predicted model, not a curated record.
AACUCCCCAAAAUCUUGAAUGAGCAGGGAUAAACUGGCAAUAAAUAAGCCUUUGGGGAAUGGUUCCCUCCAGAAAAAGAAAAAACAAAAAGCGAAAUGUGAAAAAGCUAAAGUCAACAUUCAGUGAAGAGGUGAAUCCGCAGGCGGCCAACUGUGAGUAUGUGGGGGUCAACUGUGUUUUUUUUCUUUGGCCAGAGGGGCAGUCACAGUGGAGGCCUACGAAUACUGACUAGCAACGAAAACAUACAAGUUUUUGGUUUCAGCUUUGAACUAAAUAUGAAAGAAAAAAAAAAAAAAAAAGAGCGGCUAUUUGAGGAAACAGCAGCGGUCUGGAACUCAGGACCAGAACCAGUAAGAGCCCGGGACUGGGGCUUUUUAUUCAUUUGGUGCAAUGCGAACACCGACCCGGAUAAAUGCUGAUAGCCGCGGUCAAACCCCCCACCCCACCCCACUUUCCUCCCUUCUAUCAAGCGUUUUGUGUCCCUUGGAAGCAAGUGACCUCACGGAGCAUCUUUUCACCGACACUUCACACAUUACAACUGUGGCCGAAGAGAAAAUGGCUGCAAUCAUCAUUGAAGCCAUUUCGCCUGUUUUCUCAAUCGUUCUGACUUGGUUAUUAAGUGACAUACAGUGGAAGGGUUUGUUUACUAGUGGUGCCGUCGGAAAAUCUGACAUCAUGGCGAUUCGCUCUAUAUUACUUCAAAAAUCCAUACAGUACGUACAAUACAAAAAAAGAGAGCAAAAAUGUGAGAUUCAAAGUCGGGCUGCGUUGUGUCUUGACGUAAAUGCGCAGUGACGUCAUCGUUUGCGCGCUUGAGAAUAUGGCAGCUUUCCAACCAAGCAACGGCAAGCAAUGUUUUUCAUCACUUGUAACUUGUUUUUAAUAAAGCUUUAGUUGUUAAAAAAAAAAAAAGCUUUAAAAUACAACUACUGAACCAAGUAGACAACGAGCCUCCCUCUUGAUAAAUUCCGUAACACUGACAUCGAUCUAUGCGUGUCACUGUUCUGCUUAAACGCCACAUCGGUAUCGAUCACGUCACAUAUAAACAGUUGAUCAGAGAUCUUCGAUCGGAAUGACAAAAAAAAAUACAAAAUGUCUGCAUGUAAACUGUGCUAUUGUCUUAUGCUACAGUAGCGGUUAUCGCUCCCCCUAGUGGUCGCGGGCAAUAACAGGUGCUCCGUUACCUUGUGCCUCGGGUCGGCUUUGACCAUUUGCACUCACGCUCGAGCCCGAUUAAUCCUGCCUUGCAACAAGUGGACAUCAAAGAGGCGUAUAUCAUCCCCAUUCGGUACGUUUUAGUUGUAGGAACAAGUUUUAAUUUCAGCCCUAUGUGGAGAAAAAGAGAGGGCGUUUGUGGACGCACCUGCCGCCCGGAACUGUUGGAGCCCAGGACCGGGGACUUUCCGCCGAUUUGGUGCAAUGCGAACACUUGAACGACAGCCGCCCAACGACACGGGCGACCCCUCCUCCUCUGCUUCCUACCUCUCCUUCCUCCUCGGUGGCGAGUGGGAGCUGCACCCGGAGCCAGGGCGUCACUCACGGCGGCACCGAGCCUCCUUCCACCUCCCCCGCCGAGCUGCCCCCAUUGCAUCGCCGCCGGGCUGGGGAGGAGACACAAGAGCAGGAGGAGGAGGGACACCGUGUCCGCCGCCGCCGCCCCCCGUCACGCUGAGCUCAACAGCGCGGAUUAGUCCACUAAGAAGCUCGGGGACGCUCAACACUUUUUGUUUGUCUGGUUAGCUCCAGACGCAGCUUUGUAGCCGCCGCUGCUCCUCCUCCGUCUCCUCAUCCUCCUCGGUCCUCUUUCUUCCUCCCCACGCGGCGAGACAUGGCGAAAGAGAACGGCGACGGAUCGUGGAAGAAACACGUCGACGACAUCAAGAGUGUGUUCGACUUCAAAGAAGUGCUCGGAACCGGCGCGUUCUCCGAGGUGGUGAUGGCGCGCGAGAAGGCCACGGGCAAGAUGGUCGCCAUCAAGUGCAUCCCCAAAAAAGCCCUAAAAGGGAAGGAGACGAGUCUGGAGAACGAGAUCGCCGUGCUGAGGAAGGUGUCCGGCGGUGAACUCUUUGACCGCAUCGUGGAGAAGGGCUUCUACACGGAGAUGGAUGCCAGUCGGCUCAUCCGACAAGUUUUGGAUGCCGUUAACUAUCUCCACUCCAUGGGCAUAGUGCACAGAGACUUAAAGCCAGAGAACCUUCUCUACUUUAGUCCGCACGACGAGUCGAAGAUCAUGAUCAGCGACUUUGGCCUGUCCAAGAUGGAGGGGACCGGCGACGUGAUGGCCACCGCCUGCGGAACUCCGGGAUACGUGGCACCUGAGGUGUUGGCGCAGAAGCCCUACAGUAAAGCCGUGGACUGCUGGUCUAUCGGGGUCAUCGCUUACAUUCUGCUCUGCGGCUACCCGCCGUUCUACGACGAGAACGACUCCAAACUCUUUGAGCAGAUCCUCAAGGCCGACUACGAGUUUGACGCGCCGUACUGGGACGACAUAUCGGAUUCUGCCAAAGACUUCAUCAGCCGUCUCAUGGAAAAGGAUCCCGAGAAGAGGUUCACGUGCGACCAGGCUCUGGAGCACCCCUGGAUCGCCGGAGGCACGGCGCUCUGCAAGAACAUUCACGAGUCCGUCAGUCGGCAGAUGCGCAAAAACUUUGCCAAAAGCAAAUGGAGGCAAGCCUUCAACGCCACGGCGGUGAUCCGCCACAUGCGGCGCUUGCAGCUGGGCACCAGCUUCGGCAGCAGCAUCCACAGCGGCGGCGCCGCCUCCGACUCGUCCGGCAGAGCGCCGACCAAGAGUCAGUCGGUGGACUGCGCCCCGCUCACCAUCCACGAAUGUCCGCCAAUGGCCCCCCCGGCACCCUCCGUCAAAGCGUUCAAUCGGGACUCGGAGGAGGCGCCGUCGGCGGCCGAGCCGGUCGUGCCCCGCCCCUCCACCGUCACGGUCAUCCACACGGGGACUAAAUGACGCCAGGUUCCGCGGGAGGUGAGCUGGGAGACCACAGAGCUUUAAGACGGGCCUCGUGAUUUCAGCGGUCGCCCGGCUCGCCCGUCCCGCCGCCUCCCUUGCAAAUUUUCGGGAGGAUUUUGAGGAGCUCGGCCUGGCGCGCUGAGGACGAGAGGGGUGAACGCCACUCGCGGUGCUCCCGAAGCCCCAUUUGGGCCGGAAGGAAGUGCACGGAGCGCCACGCUAAAGGGAGUUUUAUUUGUGAUCCGAGCUGCUGUCGGCGUCGUCCAAUCAGAUGCUCCGAUGUAUGCCUUGUGUAAAUAUUCCGCCCGGAGCCAAAUCCUCAAGCUUUUUUUUUUUUGCGCUGCGCCGAAUCACGCCGACGUCAUCCGCCCUUCGUGUCGGCUCCUUUGACCUUCGCUCUCCACGUCGGGCGCGCCGCACGAAUGUAUCGGGAUGGUUUCUUUCCGGACGUAAAUACGACCGCUCUGGGCGACUGUGAGUUCUCAGGGAUGUUGCUCGAAGCCAACCGAAUCCCCCACAACAACCCCCGACCGCCGCCGCCGCCGCCGCUCUCCAGCCAACACUGUGCACCGAUUAUUACGCUCCACGUGCCAAUAGGACAAUUUGCUUUCUUUCUGUACAUCGCUCGUCGUUGAUGGUAGACCCAACACACGUCAAGUUGAGGAUAUUGAGCUUUGUGGAACAUUUUCACUAUGAACCGAAAAUGCACCAUCACCUUCACGGGCGACAUUAGUUUGACUUUGUCCAACUGUUUGUUUUUCUUUCUUUAUUCGUUCACUUGAUGUGAACAUCACACAAAAAAACAUUGUACAAACCAGAUUCAUGGCUCGAAGUGUUUUAGCAUCAGUGCUAAUUCUAAACCCAUUUUAGAAGCAGUUCCGAUAUUGAAGUCCCUGUGAAGGAAACACAAAAUGUCUUUCAAAUUUGCCACGCCACAGAGAAUGUUGGCAAAUUUGAAUCAUUGGAAAAAUUGCCAAGUAUAUAAAAUGAGGCUUGAAAAUCCCCUGGCAAACGCCGCGGGCGUGUCCGCUGAAUACGUGGACACCCCGCCCGCUCGGCUGUUAACUGUCAAUCAAAUACUAGUACUACGACCUGGUCAAAUGGAUGCAGCUUCAUUUUUGCAGUUUUUGUUUUGUUUUUGGUUUUUUCCAGCAUCUAAAUUUCCAUGCAAGCAGCUCUGUCCAGCCAAUUAAUUUUUAUGUAUUUAUUAUUAUUAUUAUUUUUAGGUCCCUGCCAAAUAUAUUAGGGUCAGUUUCCAGCUUCAACGCUUUGGGAAGCAAAUUCCAGAGUCUCACCCAUAACCUUUUAAGGUGAGACUUUUAACCUUUAACCUUCAAGCCGGACUGUCCAAAAGAAGUCUUGACAUGGCGGCCGAACCGAAACCUUCAACUGUUGCUCGUUCAAAAUUUGAAACAAGGUCAAAUGAAGUUCACCGGUAAAGAGCAUUUUCGGCGGGACAGCUCGAACAUUUUGCGAGAAGUGCAACUUGUGAUGUUUCCCUUUAAAAAAAACAAAACAAAUAGCUACUGUAUUCCAGUGACAAACCAUGCAAACGCAGAGGGUUGCGGUUGAGUCGAUUGUACAGUUCAGUGGUUGCGCUUCUUUGCGUUCAUAGCGGCCUGUUGAAUUUCGCGGGAAGACUCUCUCCUCCUCCCUCCAGUUGCCGCAUUUUCUCUCUCGGAAUUCUUUCUCUCGAAUGUCAAAGUGGAGUUCAUUCAUGCUGCGUAAAGAAUAAGAUUAACGAGCCUCCGUUUGCUGUAAAUACGAAUCUCAAGAGUUUAUUUCUCGAGCUCUGAAUGUUUCUUCUUCUUCUUCUUCUUCUUCUUGCUGUCGUCUUCCCUCGAUGCGCCGAAAUUGGGCAAAAAAAUACACACGAAAGCUGUGAAUCCCCCUCCUCCAAUGCAUGUGUUGCAUGUUUUGCUGCAGAAAUGUUGACAUAUAUUUAAAAAAAUAAAAAAAUAAAAUACA